Molecule: messenger RNA, 500 nt
Organism: Durotheca rogersii
Lineage: Eukaryota; Fungi; Ascomycota; Sordariomycetes; Xylariales; Xylariaceae
Exons: 2
Coding region: 98-373 (91 amino acids)
Source: RefSeq, a predicted model, not a curated record
UUUUCUCUCUCUCUUGACGAUGACGACUCUAACGACCACGGAUUUAUAACGCCUUCCCCCCCCCCCCUCGCACCCUCACCAUCACCACCACCCUUGCAUGCGUCCGGCGUUUCCGGAGUCUCGUGGAAACAUUUUGGGAAAUUGUGUUGUUUUUUGCUUCGCCAGUCUCGCUCUCGCUCCCUCGCCGCCGGCGGGUGCAACUCGCCACCCACGCAUGGAAGGGUCCCGGAGUGGCUUUCAUCGGGCGUUGCGGACUUGGGCGCUGGCUUGGGUAGCGUUUCUAGGGAGGGAAGGGGCUUGGAUUAGGCGGCGGGACACGGCGGAACGGUAUCAUUUUUAUAUGCUCGCGCGCGCGGGGCUACGGCAUGCUUAAUCCGGGGCAGGCGGUGGACUGGCCGCCCUGCUGCAUCCGCACCCAUCCGUCCCUCUCUCUGCAUGUAGAAAUACGCGCAUAUGAUGAAUACUUUCCCUCUCUCUCUCUUUCUCUCUCUCCGUGUCCC